AUGCCCGCUCCUCUUCAUCCCCACCUGAAGCAUAGCUCUUCCUUUGCUACAGAAAAACACAACAAUGAUCCCCCCAGGGUGCAGGUCUCGCAUGAAGAUGAGAAUAUUCUUGCCGAUAUCCAUCACACAUUAACCACCCAAACUCACCCGGAUCCCAAGUAUCCGGAACCACAUUCCUCUUUCGACAAGUUCCUCGAGGAACAAGUCCAGGGUAAGAAACCAGCCAACCUCGGUGUCUGUUUCCAAUCCCUCUCAACUUGGGGUGAUGGGGACUCCCACACAGAUGUAAAGACCCUUGGCACCGCCCUGUGGCGUACCCUCACCCUACAGGAUAUCUACGAAUGGACCAUCCAGCCAUGGAUCGCAAAGAAGAAGCCCGAACAUGGGCGUCCGCUGAUCAGGGACUUUUCCGGCGUCGUGCAGAGCGGGGAGAUCAUGCUCGUUCUGGGCCGUCCUGGUGCCGGCUGCUCAACCUUCCUCCGAACUAUCGCGGGUCACCACUCCUCUUUUUUGGGGGUCACGGGCUCAAUUGAUUACUCCGGUCUUAGCUCGGAUGAAGUCAGGAAGCACUACCGUGGCGCCGUGGCGUACGUCCCCGAGGACGAUGUGCAUUUCCCAACCCUGACCGUGCGCCAAACCCUUGAGUUUGCCCUGCAGAGUAAGACCCCCAAGCGCUAUCGGGAGAGAAUUCCCCGGUACCUGGAGAUCUAUGGGCGGGUUUUUGGUAUGUCACAUACCAUGAACACGUUGGUGGGAAAUGAGUAUAUUCGCGGUGUCUCUGGAGGAGAGCGCAAGCGUAUCUCCAUUAUUGAAUCUCUCGCGACCGAUUCGUCGGUAGCAUGCUGGGAUAAUUCUACAAGAGGACUGGAUGCGUCAUCUGCACUCGACUAUGCACGCAGUCUGCGUAUCAUGACCGAUACCUGUGGCAAAGCAACCUUGCUCACUUUGUACCAGGCCUCAGAUGCUAUCUACGAGCUGAUGGAUAAGGUGCUGCUCAUUGAUGAGGGCCGCAUGCUAUACCAAGGACUUGCCAAUGAGGCGAAGUGCUACUUUGAAGGUCUGGGCUACGAGUGCGCUGAUAUGCAGACCACGUCGGAUUUUCUGACUAGCAUCACCCUGCCUGAAAGACGGCGUUUCCGUGCCGGAUGGGAAAACCGUGCGCCCAAGGGCCCCAUCGAACUUGAAGCCGCUUUCCGCCAGAGUGCUGCGUUUGCCAAAGUCGAGACGGCUGUCGAAACCUACGAAGACCAGAAGCUCACCGGUAGGUCUUCCGGUGCGUACCCGGCAGGUUCGGAGUGCGACAGCGUGGAGAUAUUCAAGAAGACUGUGCAGAGUGAUAAGUCUCGCUUCGUCUCGUCCAAGUCACCAUAUACGAUUUCGCUCUUCCGGCAGGUCGUUCUCUGCGCAAAGCGUCAGAUGUGGCAGCUGAAAGGUCACAUGGGCCCACUAUACAUCAAGUUGAUUUCUUGCGUGGUGUAUGGGCUGCUGAUUGGAUCUAUGUUCUACGAUCAGCCCCAGACCACCGAGGGGAUGUACUCCCGCGGAGGUGUGCUUUUCUACUCUUCCAUUUUGCUUGCCUGGCUGCAGAUGUCAGAGUUGGAAGACGCCAUGCAGGGUCGCGAUAUCCUGAGCCGACAGAAGAAAUUCGCUUUUGUGAGGCCCAGCGCCGUGUGUUUGGCCCGGGUGGUCUCAGAUAUGGUGGUCACUGCCGUUUUUACAUUCUUGUAUUUGAUCGUCAUGUACUUCCUGUCUGGCCUACGGUCUGAUGCUGGUCCCUUCUUCAUUGAUUUCCUCUUCAUUUAUACUUGCACGGUCUGCCUCACGGCACAAUUCCGUGUCUUCGCCGCUCUAUCACAGAACUUUGAAGUUGCCCUCCGCUACUGCGGAGUUUCUGUUCUGUUUUGCAUCGUGUUCGGUGGCUACGUUCUCUCCGUCGAUAAGAUGAUUCAAGAUGUUCCGUGGGUUGGAUGGCUUGCAUAUACGACCCCUGCUCUGUAUACAUACGAAGCAGUCAUGGCGGCCGAAUUCCACAACAUUAACUUCACCUGCGCGGCCGCAUCCAUUACCCCGUCCGGCUCGGAAUAUACGGACCUCGCAUACCAAACCUGUGCUUAUGCUGGUAGUCAGAUUGGCAGCACCGUCGUCAACGGCGAUGACUACCUGGCGGUGAAGUUUGGAUUCUACUACAGCAACAUCUGGCGCAAUUUCGGGAUUCUGUGUCUCUUCACCGUUGCCUUUAUUGGCAUGACCUGCUGGUUGAGCGAGGUGCUUGAGUGGGAGCUGGACAGUGCUGGUCCUAUCCAGUACAAGGGCUCGCGGAAGCUGUUUAAGCGGAAGAAGAAUUUCCAGUCUGAUGAAGAGAAAUCGCCGGUCUCGGUUGAUUCUACUGCGCCCCCUGUUGGCCAUGAAACAAAGCACGAUCAGACACUGACAGCUACCCAGUCUACCUUUUCCUGGUCUGACUUAGAGCUCAAUGUGCAGAUUGGUAAGGAGACCAGGAAGAUCUUGGAUGGCGUUUGUGGAUACUGCAAGCCAGGGUCUUUGACUGCUCUCGUUGGUGCCUCGGGAGCGGGCAAGUCUACAUUGUUGACUGCACUCACCCAAAGAGAGAGCCCCGGCACCUUAUCUGGGUCUCUAUUCGUGGACAACCGAUCAAUUGACCAGUCCUUCAACCGACAGAUCGGAUAUUGCCAGCAAAUGGACAUCCACGACGAAAGUAGCACGAUCAAAGAAGCAUUCGAGUUCUCUGCACUGCUCCGACAAAGCCACGAAGUUCCAAAGGCGGAAAAGCUGGCAUAUGUGGAAACUGUGAUUCACACAUUGGAGCUAGUUGAAUUGCAAGAUGCAGUGAUCGGUUCUUUGGACAUCGAGAAGAAGAAGCGUGUUACUAUUGGAGUGGAGCUAUGUGCUCGACCAAACCUGCUUCUUUUCCUGGAUGAACCGACAAGUGGACUCGACAGCCAAGGCGCAACUAGUAUCGUCGCUCUGCUGCGACGUCUCGCCAACCAGGGACUGGCGGUCCUCUGCACCAUCCACCAGGCUAACCAGCAACAAUUCGAAGAGUUCGACCGUGUCCUAGCCCUGAGUCCUGGUGGAAGCACAUACUACUUCGGCCCAGUCGGCGAAUCCGGCCACGCAAUCUUCGAGUAUUUCGCCAGACACGGCAACAUCCCAGAAAAGGUCACUAACGCAGCCGACUUCCUCAUCGAAGUAGUCGUCGGCGGCAUGAAAGCCUCGGGAAACCAAACAAACUGGUCAACUGUGUGGCGCAACUCAGAAGAAUGCGCCGAAGUCAAGAACGAAAUUGCCUCAAUCCGCUCUGACGAGAAUACCCGCUCCCCUUCCCUGCCUCCAGCCCUUCCUCCUCUCAGCCAGCAGAUCAAACUGCUCACCCAACGGACCUGUCGCCAGUUUUGGCGCACCGCCGAGUACCCGUACUCGCGACUUUACUCUUCCUUCCUCCACGCUCUCAUCAACGGUCUCACCUACCUCCAAAUCGGAAACAGUACCACGGACCUCCAGUCGAAAGCUUUCUCCUGCUUCCUUGUCCUAAUGCUCGUCCCCGAGUUUAUCAACGCUAUAUCGAUGCGCUUCAUCCUGAACCGCGAUAUCUGGUUAGCCAGAGAGGGUCCUAGUGGUGUAUACGGCUGGGUAGCAUUCUGCACAGCCCAGAUAAUCUCUGAGAUCCCCUAUUCCGUCAUCGGCAGCGUCGUCUUCUUCGUCCUAUACUACUUCAUGGUGGGACUACCACUUGGCUUUGCAGCGGGAUACUGUUUCCUGAUGUUCUUCCUGUUCUUCCUAUUUGCGACCUCGUGGGGUCAGUGGAUUGCCGCGAUGAGUGCUGACUCAAUGAUCGCCGCCACCCUCAUGCCCUUCUUCAUUAUCAUGUGCGAGCUCUUCAACGGCAUCCUCCGUCCACAAUCCCAGAUGCCUGCCUUCUGGAAGUAUACUAUGUACUACAUCACACCAUUUACGUACUGGAUUGGUGGAGUGCUCACUUCCGUCCUCCGGGGUACUACUGUUGUUUGCUCCCAGACUGAAUUAACCAUCUUUGAGAGUCCGCCCAAUACUACUUGCAGUGAGUAUGCGGGCGCGUGGCUUGAUGCGAAAGGUGUUGGCUAUCUCUCGAACCCAGAUGGGACGGGCAAGUGUGGAUAUUGUGAAUAUAGCUUUGGUGAUGAUUACUUGUCUGGAAUUGGUCUGGAUUCUUCGAAGAUCUGGCCGUAUUUCGGGAUCUUCCUUGCUUUCACCGUUACUAAUUACCUGAUGGUUUAUUUGCUGGUUUAUAUGCGGUCUGUUAUGAAGCCGCUUGGGCGGUCGAAGUAA
Penicillium concentricum is the source of this 4326-nucleotide messenger RNA. RefSeq names its product putative ABC multidrug transporter. Gene Ontology annotation, biological process: transmembrane transport. The record is from RefSeq and is a predicted model, not a curated record. Lineage: Eukaryota; Fungi; Ascomycota; Eurotiomycetes; Eurotiales; Aspergillaceae. Bases 1 to 4326 code for a protein of 1441 amino acids. The transcript is spliced from 7 exons. Gene Ontology annotation, cellular component: membrane. Gene Ontology annotation, molecular function: ABC-type transporter activity; ATP hydrolysis activity; ATP binding.